Messenger RNA from Acipenser ruthenus (sterlet), 5766 nucleotides. It is a transcript of the gene usp42, whose product is annotated as ubiquitin specific peptidase 42. Gene Ontology annotation, biological process: protein deubiquitination; regulation of apoptotic process. Gene Ontology annotation, cellular component: nucleus; cytosol. The transcript is spliced from 19 exons. Bases 1 to 4218 code for a protein of 1405 amino acids. Gene Ontology annotation, molecular function: cysteine-type deubiquitinase activity; cysteine-type endopeptidase activity. NCBI's taxonomy places the organism in Eukaryota, Metazoa, Chordata, Actinopteri, Acipenseriformes, Acipenseridae. The record is from RefSeq and is a predicted model, not a curated record.
AUGACUAUAGUUGACAAACCAACAGAGUCUUCUGACCCUGAGUCUGGUCAGUCCAAGCCCCCUGGCUGCCUGACCCCCUCCUCCUCUGGAGACAUGGACUCAAGCUCAGCGAGUUGGGGCACUGUAUCAUCUGCCUUGGACGCCCCUAAAAGUAAAGCCUCUUCUGUAGGACCGACCCCGGGAGCUGCUGUUUAUUCCAGAAGUACAGCACCUGUGCAAGAGAAACCAAAACCCACCAUACACAAGGAUCAAAACUUGGCAGGGGGUGGAGAUGGGAUCGCUCCUCCACAGAAAGUUCUAUUUCCAGUGGAGAAACUCUGUCUAAAGUGGCAUCAGAUGCAUCGGAUUGGAGCUGGACUCCAAAAUCUGGGCAACACUUGCUUCCUGAACUCGGCUCUGCAGUGUCUCACCUACACAGCCCCCCUUGCCAGCUACAUGCUGUCCCGUGAGCAUUCCAAAACAUGCCACGAGGCUGGAUUCUGUAUGAUGUGCACAAUGCAGAAUCAUAUCACCCAGGCCUUUGCCAACUCUGGAAAUGUCAUAAAGCCCAUGUCUGUCAUAAAUGACCUGAAGCGUAUUGCCAAGCAUUUCCGAUUUGGUAGCCAAGAGGAUGCACAUGAAUUUCUCCGCUACACUAUUGAUGCUAUGCAGAAAUCGUGCCUGUCAGGGAACAAGUUGGACAGACAAACCCAGGCCACCACAUUAAUACAUCAGAUCUUUGGAGGAUAUUUGCGGUCCAGAGUAAAAUGUCUGAAUUGCAAAGCGGUUUCUGACACUUUUGAUCCAUACCUGGAUGUUGCUUUGGAAAUUAAGACUGUGCAAAGCAUCACCAAAGCUCUUGAGCAGUUUGUAAAGCCUGAACAGUUGGAUGGAGAAAAUGCUUACAAGUGUACCAAGUGCAAGAAAAUGGUUCCAGCUUCAAAAAGGUUUACAAUACACAGAGGUUCCAAUGUGCUUACCAUAUCCUUGAAGUGCUUUGCCAACUACAAUGGGGGCAAGAUCACAAAGGACGUGAGGUAUCCAGAAUUUCUGGAUAUUCGUCCAUUCAUGUCGCAGUCCACUGGGGAGCCAGUUAUAUAUGUCCUGUAUGCAGUUCUAGUGCAUUCUGGGUUUAGCUGCCAUGCUGGACACUACUAUUGUUACAUAAAGGCCAGUAAUGGACAGUGGUACCAGAUGAAUGAUUCUAUAGUAUCCACCAGUGACAUCCGGUCAGUACUCAAUCAGCAGGCUUAUGUGCUGUUUUACAUCAGGUCUCCGGAUACGAAAAACGGAGGAGAUUAUAAUCAUUCCACACGCCCCCCAGGACAGUCCUCCCCUCGCCCCAUAGUGAGUCAGCGCCUGGGUGGCACCAAGCAGCAGACAACAGGCUUCAUUGGACCGCAGCUCCCCCCUCACAUGGCUAAGAGUUCCAACCAUAUCAAUGGAAACGGCUCCAUGAAGGAGAUCCCCUGCAGUUCCAAGGCAAGUGCCAGCAACAUUGGUUUGAAGAGGAUGGGGUCAAGCCAACCUUCUACUUCUUUCCAGAACCGCUCACUCAACAGGCCCACCGUUAUUCCAGAACCCACUAAAAGGCCAAAGCUGACCUUCCAAAUUGGACAGAGCAAGUCGGCACGUCCUUCCCAUUCCCAGCCCAACUUCCACAGCAGCCCCCUGGACAAGCUGUACAAACCCAGCACUUCCACAUCCACCGUCACCCACUCCUCCUCCUCCUCCUCUACUGCACAGUCUACCUCAGGAGCACCCAGCUCUACGGCUCCUGCCACAGUAUCGCAAGCCGAUACGCCCCCUGAGCCCCCUUGUUCCAGGGUGAAUGGCGCCCCCAAGCGUAGCGCCAACUUCCUCGUUCCAUAUGCAGAGGAAUCCUCGGAAGAAUCAGACGAGGAGCCCGGUCCGGUUAAGGAGAAUGGGUAUGCAAAGCCCCUCAAUGGAACCGUUAACGGAAUUAGAUUGGGCACGUUCCCGACCUCAAGUGCUAUUCCUCCACCUCCAGACCUCGGAAAGAAUCCUUCGGGUGUACCUCAUUGCAAGGCAGAGUUGAACGGCCUGACCACUAUGGCAGUGGAGUCUGAAGGUACCAGGCUCACGGCUGAAACAGUGAGCUGCCCUUUGAAGCAUACUAAACCCAUUGAGAAUGGCUUGCCGAAAACCAACGGUUUUAAACACAGUGAUAAGCUAACUUCUGAUAUGCCUGAUACUCUGGAAAGCAUUGGUGCCAGUAUUACAAAUACACCAGGACCUGCUAAAAAGCCAAAGCUGACUUCCCAUUUCGAACAGAGGGGGACAACUUUUCCAGCAGCUGCUACUGUUGUCAAUCCCUGUGUGGACAGGGUUCAAAAUCUGGAAAACUGUUCACCCGCCUCUCCUGUUAAAGAUGCAGUCAGGUCUCCAGCCCCUGAACUGUGUGAUAAAACUCAAGAAGAAAGGGCUGGCAAUACUACCAUGAACAGCAAAACCUCUGCCCUUGACCCUGGAAUCCAUGCUAAUUGUAAUACUGAUAACAAACCAAACCCUAAUAGGGAAACUCAGAUGUUCCAGAUAAAGAGUGAAAAUAAGCAACCUCCAGAGGAGGAGGAGACAACUCUCAAACAAUCCGUUGCAAGGAUAGAGGACCCUGUCCAGCUUCAAACGAGUCAUUCAGAUAACUCCACUGGCUUGAAAAAUCCUGUUAGCUGUGAAAAUGUUAGCAAACAUGUCAUAUUAAACCCUACUAAUUGUAAUAUAUCUUUUCGGGACAAAGCAAAGGAUCAGAUCAAGACAUAUCUUGAGACUAUAAAGGAAGAAAGUCAAGAAGCCACAUUAGAACACAGACAGUCCCCAGGGAAAGACAGGUGUGCUGAAAACAGGAAGCUGAUAUCUCGGACAGGUGAACAGCCGAGCAGCUCAGCAGAAAGGGAGGAGAAAAGCAGAAUCACAGAAUUGCAUUUGUGUAGCACUGAGAAGGACAAACACAGACUAUCAGACGGGGAAAAACGUUAUAGAAACAAAUCUUCACCUUAUAACGAGAGAUACAGUGAAGAUAAAAGUAAGCUUUCUGAGAAGUACAGGUAUCGAUCGAGAAGUAGGGAAACAACCAACCACGAAAAGAGCAGGCUGCACGAUAAAGACUAUCAUCCCUGUAAACAUCAAUCCCAUAGCAGAGAUAGGUCCCGUAGUAGGGAUAGGUAUUAUAGAGACAGAGAAAAGGACCGGAGGUGGGAAAGACAUACUUACCACUGCAGAGACUCUUACUACAGGUCCAAAGAGGACCUGGACAGGAGGUUCCCUCAAAGCAGUAGGGACUAUGAGAAGUCAUCCAGUCACUAUAACAGGGACUGGCUUUACAAAGAAGAGCCUUUCUCCAAACCCCAAUGGAUGGACGGGACUACAAGCAAAGAAAACGGUUGUAAGGACUUUGGCAAACAAACACAUGAUUACAGCAAGGGCAGAUUAGAUUCUGAUCAUUUACAACCUUCCUCAUCCUCGCACGUCAAGGACAAGCGCGAGCAUCCAAAACACGAGAGCAGACGGCACUACAACGACCAUGACACUGAAGAUAGCGAUUCAGAGAGAAAACGGAGGAGGCACCCGCGGGACGAGUCUUCAGAGGAGAGAAGAGCCAGGAAACACAAAAAGUCAAAAAAGAAAAAGAAGUCCAAACAUAAAUACAGAGACAGGGACCACAGAAGUCACCAGGAUUCCUCUGAAGCAAACUCUGACAGUGAUUCAUGGAAACACAAGAAAAAGAAAAAACACAGGAGUGACGGUUCAGAUCAGGAGAAACCCCAGCGCUCCCAGUACAGGAAGCAGAACUCCAAGUCUGGGGAUGAGUCGGACAGCAGCAACAAGGCAUCCAAGAGCAAUGACUUCAGAGGGAUAGUCGGCAGGACAUACAGUCAGAAACAGUAUUCCGAGGAGAAGGAAGAACUGUCCCAUAAAGAAAAGAAUUCCCAGACUGAGAGUGGCCAUUACACAAGCAGUGAACAGCACAGAGGUUACAGGUCAUCUCAAUCAGAUGCUGAAAUGUACAGGUAUCCUUUAAAUAAAGUUCACAUGGAAGCAAAGGCAAAAUCUGAAAAUGGAGCUGACUGUCAAUCUUCUCUCAGACUGGUGAUUGAAACAGGUAAUCACUCUGGAUGCAAGGAGAACAGAAGGCAGUCUGAAAUUGAUUCAUCUUACAGGGAUACAGCCAGGUGCAAAGGGAGUGACAAACCAUUUGCAACAGAGGAAACUGCUCACUAAUGACAGUGUCACAGAAGCUAUCCCUAGACAGCAUAAAUAUUUAAGACUAAAUAAUGGAUCCUGACAGUGGUGCUUUUAAUCCUUGUAAAAAUACUGCAUUCACUUUUACCACAGAAGAAAAAUACUUUUUUUUUUUUUUUUAAAUUUUUAGGACUUUUUUUUAAUUUACACUUGAUGAAAAAUUAAUUUAACAUACUUGGAACACUGUAAAAUGUAAAUAGGAUUAAUGUAUUAUGUAUAAAAGAAAGAUGUCCUGGAAUUUAACAUCUCAAUUGCUGCUCAACUACAGACUCAGGAUUAAUUUCUACUUGUGUUUAAAUGUGUAAGAAAAAGAGAAUGAAAAGAAACCACGAUCUUCAUUGCGGAAUUGUUAAAACAUUGCUUUGUUUCAUUACACAAGGCGUCCAAACAACUUGUGACAGUAAUCCCCUUUUUUUUUAUAGGUCAGUCAAGAUAUUAUCUUAUGUUUCUGUCCAUCUUAAAAUACAGACUAAUCUAGUUGGGUGCUUUGCUUUACCAAAAUAAUAAACCUUAUUGACCUUAGUAAUUCAAGAACAUCUAUCUUGUUUCAUGUUUUCUAAAAAAAAAAUUAAAAUAAUAAUAAUAAUUACCAAUAAUGUUAUACAAAUGACUUUAAAAUAAUCAUGUAUUACAUUUUUUUUCACACUUUUUUUUUUUUUUUUAAAUGGAAUGGAUGUACAUUGUAAAUAAUACUCUGUGGGAAUCUCCAUGUUUAUAGUUGCAAAUGAAAAUACUGUGAAUUUAUUUUCAAUAUACUACCGUACUGUAUUGAUGUAUUUUACUGUAAAAACGGUCCUGUAUCAGGAAAACAAAUUAUUUUUUAGUUUUUUCUUUUUAAUUCAACUAUGGUUUACAACUGUACUACAGUAUGCUUAUUUCAUGGGUUUGAUUUGCCUGUUUCUAGUUGUAAAGAAAACUAUCUUCUACCCCUUACUGUACUAUAGCAUGUAACAGUUAUAUAAAUGUAUGGAAAAAAUUAUAUAUAUAACUUAAAUGCACAGUAGUGUUAUUGUUUCAAAUCACAUGUUCCUUUCAGCAGUGCCAAGGCCUUGGACAGUUUUAUCCAGCCCUCUAAAGCAGAGCGUACCGUUUGGAUUGAUUUGGUUUUUGUUUGGGUACAGGACAACAAUUAUUGUUUUCAGAGAAUGUCGUCCGUCCUCAUGAAAGAGCUUAUAUACUACAAGAUUAAUUGUACCAGCAAUUCAUGUUCCUCUCUAACAAAAAAUAAGUAAAAUCAAAAUGAUCAGUUAUAGUAUUUUUUUAAGGGUUUGCAAAAAGGCACUUCUGGAAGAGAAUUGGGUUUGACACCUCUGCUCUUAAUCUAGGAAACAAAGUUGAAUGGUCCUUAAAAAGGUUUGCCACUGUACAGAGAAGUCAACCGCAAUUUUUCACACUUGUUUUAGACCACUGUUGGCUCUGUAGAUGGCUGCUUUAAAGUAUUCAAAGCAGAAUAAAUGAUUGAAGAAACUUGUCAAAAACUUUGAAUAGAAAAAUAAAAUAAAUGAGCAUUUGUUAUUUUUCAAGCAA